Molecule: messenger RNA, 816 nt
Organism: Pneumocystis murina B123
Lineage: Eukaryota; Fungi; Ascomycota; Pneumocystomycetes; Pneumocystales; Pneumocystaceae
Product: 40S ribosomal protein S4-B
Exons: 4
Coding region: 1-786 (261 amino acids)
Biological process (GO): translation
Cellular component (GO): ribosome; cytosolic small ribosomal subunit
Molecular function (GO): structural constituent of ribosome; RNA binding
Source: RefSeq, a predicted model, not a curated record
AUGGCGAGAGGACCGAGAAAGCAUAUGAAGCGUAUCAAUGCACCUUCACACUGGUUGCUUGAUAAACUUGGUGGAACGUAUGCACCACGACCAUCACCAGGUCCGCAUAAAUUACGUGAUUGCUUACCAUUGAUUAUUUUUCUUCGUAAUCGCCUUAAAUAUGCUUUGAAUAACAGAGAAACGAUUGCUAUUUUGAUGCAACGAUUAAUUAAAGUGGAUGGAAAAGUUAGAACAGAUCAUACAUAUCCAGCAGGUUUUAUGGAUGUUAUUAGCAUUGAGAAGACGGGGGAAAAUUUCCGUUUAGUUUAUGAUACAAAAGGGCGAUUUACAAUUCAUCGUAUUACGUCAACGGAAGCUAAAUAUAAGCUUUGUAAAAUCAAGAAAAUUCAGCUUGGGUCCAAAGCCAUUCCAUAUGCAGUUACUCAUGAUGGUCGGACAAUUCGCUACCCUGAUCCAGCUAUUCGAGCUAACGACACUGUCAAAUUCAACUUGGAAUUUGGUAAAAUUGAAGGGUUUAUCAGUUUUGAUGUAGGAAAACUUGCUAUGGUGACAGGAGGUCGUUCUAAGGGAAGAAUUGGUGUAAUUAUCAAUCGUGAACGUCAUGAUGGUGGAUUUGAUAUCGUUCAUCUUAAAGAUGCCUUAGAUCGUGCCUUUGCUACUCGUCUAAGCAACGUUUUCAUUAUUGGUGAUGCAGCAGGGCCUUGGAUUUCCUUGCCUAAAGGAAAAGGUAUCAAACUAACAAUUUCAGAAGAAAGAGACAAACGCCGAAGUCUGCAAAAUGCAUAAUCAAUGUCUUGUUUCAAGACAACUUUUUAA